Molecule: messenger RNA, 2169 nt
Organism: Musca domestica (house fly)
Lineage: Eukaryota; Metazoa; Arthropoda; Insecta; Diptera; Muscidae
Gene: MICU1
Product: calcium uptake protein 1 homolog, mitochondrial
Exons: 10
Coding region: 219-1820 (533 amino acids)
Biological process (GO): mitochondrial calcium ion homeostasis; calcium import into the mitochondrion
Cellular component (GO): uniplex complex
Molecular function (GO): calcium ion binding
Source: RefSeq, a predicted model, not a curated record
GAUUUGCUCUUCACAACCGAACAAAGCGCGCGCACAAGCAGAUUGGUUUGGUUGGUUGGUUUUUGUGAGUUUUGUGAAAUUGGAAUUGGAAAUUGGAAGGAAUUGGACACAUUGGACAUUGGUUGAACCAACCUAUAUUGGAAAGCAUAAGCUAUAAGACGUAGUAGUUGUUUUUGCACAUCUUCGAGACACUGCUAAUAAAUUGCUGGAGAAGCAAUAUGUCCAUCUUAAGACAAUGUGGUUCAAUGGCCGGAAGGCUAAUGCAGCCACAACGGCAACUUGUGGCGAGGGGAUCUUUUGGCCUGUUGCCAGCAGCAUUCAAUCGAUUUAAUCUUCCAGCUUUGGAUUACGCGACACCAGCAAAUGCCCGAGGUCACAAGAAUUUCGGUCACAAAAAAGAGAUUACACCCAAGUUUACGAAAAUCUAUCAUCUGAUUAUUGGUUCGCUUUUUAUGAUUUCAAUAAUGGAUUGGAAGAAAGUCAAGCGCAUGGUUAUGCCAAAAGUGGAUGCUGAUGCAGGCGUUGAACCCGCAGAUGUUGACAAGAAAUCUCGUAAAAAGGACAAAAAAGCCAAAGACACUAAAACUGUUACCGAAUCGGAUAGUGACAGUGAUAGUGAUGCGGAAAGUGAAAAUGGCAAAGACGAUACAAUCGAAGAAAAAUCGAAAAGUGCCCGAUCGACGAAGGAAAAAGUUGGCUUUCGUGAGAGAAAGAUUGUUGAAUAUGAAAAUCGUAUUCGACAGUUUUCUACGCCAGAUAAAGUAUUUCGUUAUUUUGCCACAAUACAAGUGGCAACAUCGGACGAUCGUCAUGAAAUAUUUAUGACACCAACAGACUUUUUAACAAGCAUGACACCGGGUAUGAAACAACCAGAGGGUUUGGGCUUGGACCAAUAUCGCCGUUAUGAUCCCAAGCAAGCCCCCGGAAAGUCUGUCGGCGAAAGUCUCAACUUGAAUUUGGAAAAGAAUAGUAUAUUCUAUAAAUUGGGAUCCUACGGCCUGAUAACCUUCUCUGACUAUAUUUUCCUUCUAACUGUGUUGUCAACAUCUCGCCGUCAUUUUGAAAUUGCCUUUCAAAUGUUCGAUUUGAAUGGUGAUGGCGAUGUUGACUGUGAAGAAUUCGAAAUGGUAGCAACAUUGGUGCGUCAACAAACUAGCAUUGGUAGUCGUCAUCGUGAUCAUGCCAAUACAGGCAAUACAUUUAAGGGUGUUAACUCAGCCCUAACAACCUUCUUCUUUGGCCCGAAUUUGGAUAAAAAAUUGACAAUUCAAAAAUUUUUGGAUUUCCAACACCAAUUGCAACGGGAAAUUCUUUCACUGGAAUUCGAGCGUAAACAUCCUGAUGAUAAUGGUCGCAUAACGGAGGCAGAUUUUGGAGAAUUGCUAUUGGCCUAUGCCGGUUACCCCUUGAAGAAGAAACAAAAGAAAUUGAAACGUGUCAAGAGACGUUUCCGUGACCACAGUAUUGGCAUCUCGAAAAAGGAUUAUUUGGAUUUCUUCCAUUUUCUCAACAAUAUCAACGAUGUGGAUACGGCCCUGACAUUCUAUCACAUUGCUGGAGCUUCCAUUGAUCAGGCCACACUAAAACAUGUAGCCAAAACAGUGGCUAUGGUGGAAUUGUCUGAUCAUGUCAUUGAUGUGGUCUUUACCAUUUUUGAUGACAACAAUGACAACCAGCUGAGUAAUCGUGAAUUUAUUGCUGUGAUGAAAAAUCGUGUCCAACGUGGUUUGGAAAAACCCAAAGACACAGGAUUCAUCAAACUAAUGCGUUCUAUGUUGAAAUGUGCCAAGGAGACCAAACCUGUUCUACUGGAUCUCUAAAAAGUCUACUGAGGCGAGAUUCCCCUUGCCAUAAUUGUUAACUAUCUAUUUAUUCUUGAUGUCUACUGCACAGGGACUUUAAAAUCAAUACUACUAAACAAUCUUCUAUCUAUUCAAAACUAAUCCCCUAAUAGUCAAUGCAAUUUCUUUUUCUCCAAGGCAAUAUAAUAUAACGCUUAAUAUAUUAUUCGAAUUGGUGGGCCUUCAUUUUCCUAAUCCUACUUUUAAGAUAUACCUCAUAGAUCAAUUGUGUUUGUUUUUUUUUUUUCAUACUGUUCUUUAAAUGUUUAUAGAUGAACAAUUUUAUGAAUAAUAAAAUAAUAUUAUUUAUAUAUUUGCGGUCAUAAAA